Molecule: messenger RNA, 431 nt
Organism: Nilaparvata lugens (brown planthopper)
Lineage: Eukaryota; Metazoa; Arthropoda; Insecta; Hemiptera; Delphacidae
Product: beta-1,4-galactosyltransferase 5
Exons: 2
Coding region: 59-373 (104 amino acids)
Biological process (GO): glycosphingolipid biosynthetic process; carbohydrate metabolic process
Molecular function (GO): N-acetyl-beta-glucosaminyl-derivative 4-beta-N-acetylgalactosaminyltransferase activity
Source: RefSeq, a predicted model, not a curated record
UGGCAUUGCCUUGUGUUGCAGUGUUACCUAUACGAACUUCUUUGGCGCAGUAAGUGCAAUGAGCGCUGUUACGUUUGAAGCAGUGAACGGCUACAGUAACAUGUACUGGGGAUGGGGCGGCGAGGACGAUGACAUGGCAGAGCGUCUGCAGAGCAUCGGCGUACGCAUUGUACGCAGCGCAGACGUGGUCGGACGUUACACCACGCUCGCCCACCAUCCGCAGAUCAGGAGUUUGGCCAGAUGGGAGAUACUAGAUCGAGCUUUGAGAAGGAAGGACUUUGAUGGCCUGGGGAGUUUACAUUAUACAAGAUUAGCUCUGAAGCAAACCAGCCUUAUGACUCAUAUAUUGGUUGACCUAGUGUCAACUAACUGAUCAGCACUAUCAUAUCACACGACUGUAUACCCUGCAAAAACUAAGUAUUUUUUAUCCU